CUGGUUAGAUAAGGAAGAUAAGCACCUGCAUCACUUCUUCCCUUCAGUGAGAAAUCAUUCACUGUGCAUCAAUAAAAGACAAAGCAGGCUGAAGACCCUCGUGUUUGACCAGAAUCACCUCUGAGGCACAUAAGAAUUGGAGUACAAUGAACUCACUCUGAGGAAGUCUACAGGAAUUCCCAGCAUCCUGAGCUCAGAGCAAAGAGAUCUCCGGUCGCUUUGACUUGUCAGCAGAGGAGGCUGUUCCUCGGCAGGGGGAGGGGCUUAACAGCUGGACCUGCUGUAUAUCUGACCAGGCAGCAGCUAGCGGAGCUGUUGGGAUGUCUCAAACCAGCUGAGACCAACCUCUAACCAGCACUGACUUUCAUACCAGAACACUUCAGGGACGGAGUUUGAAAGCCCAGAGGCUCUGACCAUAAAAGAUCAAGCGCCUUUGUUCUUUAUUCUGGAUUUUGGAACAACUGGAAGAAUCUGAAGCGGAGUCAUAACAAAACCAAAAGGUUUGAUAUGCAGUUGGAACACUGACCGUCUACACCCUCUAGGUGAAGAUGCUUUCCAACGGUCAGGACAUGGAGGUGAAGCAAAAUCGCUGCACAGAAGUCCACGGACCUGUGGCUGGCAUAUUUCUGGAGAAGUCAAAGGAAAAGAUGACGAUAUAUCAAGCAAUGAAAAAACGUUUGCUCAAGCCAGGGACCGCCUUAGCCUUGCUUGAAGCACAAGCUUCCACAGUAGGCAUCGUAGAUCCAAUAAACAACAGAAUACUUCCCAUUGCAGAAGCUGUUAAAGAGGGAAUAGUUGGGCCAGAAAUGAAAGAGAAACUUCUCACAGCAGAGAAGGCCAUCAGUGGGUAUGUAGACCCCUACACCAAUCAGAUAAUAUCUGUAUUUCAGGCUAUACAGAAAGACUUACUCCCGAGAGAUUAUGGAUUGAGGCUGCUGGAAGCACAGAUAGCCACACGAGGCCUGUUUGAUCCUGUCAAGAAGACAAAUCUGUCAGUUGACUCUGCAAUUCAGAAAGGUUACUAUGAGAAAGAUUUGCUCAAUGACCAAAUGUCAGAGCUCAAAGUGUUUUACGAUCCAAGCUCACGAGAAAAUCUGAGCUACCGACGCCUCGUAGAGAACUGCACCAUGGAGUCGGACACAGGCCUGCUGCUCCUACCUGUUUGCAUCACUUUUAAAGGUCUGCGAAGAGGCAUUUCCUCCACCGAACUCCUCGCAUCAAAGAUCAUCGACAAACAAACAUAUGAUGAUCUACAGAAGGGGAAGACCACAACGCAGGAUGUGAUGCUGAUGGAAACAGUGAAAGAAUACCUGGAAGGCAAAGGCAGCAUCGCAGGUAUUGCUGUGCUCUCGUCUAAUAAGAGAAUGAGCAUUUAUCAAGCCAUGAAGCAAGGCAUACUGAUGCCUGGAACAGCACUGGUUCUACUGGAGGCACAAGCUGCUACUGGGUUCAUGAUUGAUCCAGUGGAAAAUAAAAAGUUCACUGUGGAUGAAGCUCUCAAGAACAAGCUUGUUGGCCCAGAAUACCAUGCCAAACUGCGUUCUGCUGAGCGAGCAGUUACUGGGUACAAAGAUCCAUAUUCAGGUGAAACUAUAUCCCUGUUUCAAGCACUGUCUAAAGACCUCAUUGUUAAGGAACAUGGGAUCCGCCUUCUUGAAGCACAAAUCGCUACAGGUGGAAUAAUAGACCCAGUCAACAGUCACAGACUUCCCGUAGAAGUGGCCUUCAAGAGAGGUUACUUCAAUGAAGAGAUGAACGCCAUACUAAACGACUCAGGCGAUGACACAAAAGGGUUUUUCGACCCAAACACAGAAGACAAUCUAACCUAUCUGGAGUUGAUGGAAAGGUGUGUCACUGAUCCUUUGACUGGGCUGUGCCUCCUCCCUCUGACUGAUAAGUCAGACAGGCGGAAUUUCACCUUCAUUGAUUACCAAACUAAGAAAGCUUUUCUAGAGGAAAAGGUGAAGGUGAUGUAUGGAAAGUACACUGGAUUGACAGUUUCUCUGUGGGAACUUCUGAUGUCAGAAUACUUUGACGAAAACCAGAGGACAGACAUCUUUCAAAAAUACAGAGAAGGGAAGCUCAGUAUCAAGAUUAUCAUUACAACAGUUCUAGAAGUGAUAGAAAAGUCUGUGAAAACAACUGAAGUUGUCUUUGAGGGUAUUAGAGAAACGGUUACAGCCAAACAACUUGUGGAGGCAGAUAUCAUUAGUGAGAAGGUUCUGGAGGACCUGAAAAAGGGAAAAACCUCUGUGAAGGAAGUGGUAGAAGAUGAAAAUGUAAAUGUGUACUUAAAGGGGAAGGGCAGCAUUGCAGGCAUUCUGCUUCCUGAUUCUCGAAUCAUGACCAUCUACCAGGCCAGACAGAAAGGAAAGCUGAUGCCAGGAACUGCUCUGAUUCUACUGGAGGCACAGGCCGCAACAGGGUUCAUCAUUGAUCCUAUCGGAAACAGAAAGUUUUCAGUGGAUGAUGCUGUUAAAGCAAAGAUCGUUGGGCCAGACAUCUGUCAAAAGCUGCGUUCAGCAGAGAAAGCAGUCACCGGAUACAAAGAUCCAUAUGAUGGCAAAACAAUCUCUUUGUUCCAAGCAAUGCAAAAAGACCUCAUCCUGAAGGAUCAUGGAAUUCGGCUCUUGGAGGCACAAAUUGCCACCGGUGGGAUCAUCGACCCAGUGAACAGCCACCGCAUUCCUGUUCAUGUGGCUUAUAAGAGGGGAUACUUUAAUGAAGAAAUGAAUCAAAUCCUGGAUGAUCCAAGUGAUGACACCAAAGGAUUCUUUGAUCCCAACUCCCUUGAAAACUUGACAUACUUGCAGCUCAUGGAGAGAUGUGUGACAGACCCCAGUACAGGCCUGUGCCUCCUGCCUCUGAAAAGCAAGAGCAGCAAAAUCAACAUAGAUGAUAAUAUGAGGGAAACAUUCAAAACAACAACAGUCACUGUCAAGUAUGGCAGGUUCAAGGGCAAACACACAACACUGUGGGAUCUUAUCAAUUCAGAGUACCUGUCUGAGGACAAACGACAGGAGUUUUUCAAACUCUUCAAGUCAAGGAAAAUCACAAUUGAGCAACUAAUUGUCACCAUUUUAGAGAUUGUUGAGACCAAGGAGAUAAAACGGCAAGCAGGGCUGAACUUUGAAGGCCUCAGAGGAGAAAUCUCUGUUGUGGAUCUUUUGGAUCUUGGAAUUGUGGAUGAAAAAACAUACGACAGUUUAAUUGAUGGAAAGAUGACAAGCACCGAUGUGAUGAAAAUCAACAGUGUGAGAACUUACCUACAAGGGACAAGCUGUGUAGCUGGAUUGAUACUGCAACCCUCCAAUCAGAAACUCAGUAUCUACGAGGCACAAAGAACUGGCAUUCUUACACCUGGCACUGCUCUUUGCCUCCUUGAAGCACAAGCGGCUACAGGGUUUGUUGUUGACCCUGUGAGUAACAAAAAACUCACAGUAGAACAAGCUCUCAGAGAAAAGGUCAUUGGUCCGCAGAUGUAUGAGAAGCUUCUGUCUGCAGAGAGGGCUGUCACUGGUUACACGGAUCCAUACACUGGUCAAAAGAUCUCACUUUUCCAAGCAUUGACAAAGGAUCUUAUUGUCAAGCAGCAUGGCAUCCGUCUACUUGAGGCCCAGAUUGCAACUGGUGGUAUCAUUGAUCCCUUGAAGUGCCUUCACUUACCCCUUGAGAUUGCAUACAGGAAAGGAUAUUUUGAUGCAGAACUUAAUCAGAUCCUGACAGACCUAACUGAUGACACAAAGGGCUUUUUUGACCCAAAGACAAAAGAGAACCUGACCUACAUGGAGAUGUUGGACAGAUGUGUGAAAGAUAAAGAAACUGGACUGUGUCUCCUGCCACUGAAUGACAAACCAAAAGCUUCAGCAACAAAGGAAAAAACCUACACUGACAUGGAGAUAAAGCAAGAGUUUGAAAAAACAACUGUGAGCAUGUCUAUAGGAUGCUAUUCAGGAAAAUCUGUUUCUUUGUGGGACUUGAUCCACUCUCGGUACUUCACUGAUGAUCAGCGGCUUGACUUCAUUGAAAAAUACAGAACUAGGCAGAUUACCACACAAAGCGUAAUCACAAUAGUGACUUCCACAAUUGAAAAACUCGAGAGUGAAACCCCCAAGAUGAUAAUGGGCCUGAGAAAGCAGGUUUCUGCACAACAACUAUUUGAUUCGGAUAUCAUUAAUGCAGAAACAUUCAAACAAGUGAAAGAUGGAAAAGUCACAUUUGAAACAGUAACUGAAGCUGAACCUGUGAGAGGAUACCUGAAAGGAACCAGAAGCAUUGCUGGAAUUAAGGUUCAUCCAUCCCAGAAAGUAAUGAGCAUUUAUGGAGCAAAAAAGAAAGAUCUGUUGACACCUGGCAUUGCACUUGUACUGCUGGAAGCACAGGCUGCAACAGGAUGGGUCAUGGAUCCUCUCAAGAACAAGUUCUAUGCUGUUGAUGACGCUGCAAAAGAGAAUGUAAUUGGACCAGACGUACACGAACAACUUCUCUUAGCUGAACGAGCUGUCACUGGCUAUAAAGAUCCAUACACAGACGCAACCAUAUCACUAUUUGAAGCCAUGAAUGAACAGCUGAUUCAAAGACGUGAUGGCCUUCGACUUCUUGAUGCACAAAUGGCAACUGGAGGCAUCACUGAUCCAAAUCAGAGCCACAGACUACCAGUUCAUGUGGCUAUUAAAAAGGGAUAUCUGGAUGAAGAAGUUCACGAACUCCUGUUGAACUCCACUGAUGAGGCAAAGGGAUUCUUCGACCCAAACACCAAAGAAAACCUUUCCUACCUUCAGUUGAUGAAUCGAUGUGAGAAAGAUCCUAAAACUGGGCUUCUUCUCCUACCACUGCAUACAGAGGAAUCUCAUGUAUUUCACACAGAUGAGCAAAUAGAGCUUGCACUGAAAAACAAAACUAUCACCAUGAAUACAGGAAAAUUUAAAAACAAUGACGUGACAGUGUGGGAAGUGCUGCUUUCUGAAUACAUAUCAGAACAUAAAAGGGAGCAGCUCAUACAACAAUACAGGACAGGAGCCAUGAAAAUAGAGGAGAUCAUUGAAAUACUGACGGUCAUUGUAACAGAGGUGUCAUCCAAAGAAAGAAAGUUCAAAGGGCUAAGAAAGCAGGUCUCAGCCAGUGAAUUGUUUGAGUCAAAGAUUAUCUCAAAGGAACUUUUCACCCAAAUUAUACAAGGAGAAGUGAGUGAAGAAAAUGUUGGGAAAAUGGAAGCAAUUCAGAAAUACCUUGGAGCUACAAAUUGUAUAGCAGGUGUCAGAGUUGAAUCUACGAAGAAGGUAAUGAGUAUCUAUGAAGCCAAAAGCAGAGGUCUGCUGACUCCUGGUACCUCUCUGGUUCUGCUGGAGGCUCAGGCUGCCACUGGCUUUGUCAUUGACCCAGUUAACAACAAGAAACUUUCUGUCAAGGAAGCUGUGGCUCAACGAGUGGUUGGCAGUGAAUGGGAAAAAAAGCUGCUUUCGGCCGAAAGAGCAGUUACAGGAUACAAAGAUCCCUACACUGGAAACACAAUCUCUUUGUUCCAGGCCUUGCAGAAGGAUCUUAUUGUCAAAGAUCAUGGAAUUCGUCUCCUUGAAGCCCAGAUUGCCACAGGAGGCAUCAUUGACCCAGUUCACAGUCACAGAGUCCCUGUACAGGUGGCAUACCAGAGAGGUUACUUUGAUGAAGAAAUGAACAAAAUUUUAUCUGAUGCUGAUGAUGACACCAAGGGUUUCUUUGACCCCAACACUCAGGAGAACCUCACCUAUCUCCAAUUGGUGGAGAGAUGUGUCAUCGAUCCAGUUACAGGGCUUAACUUGCUGUCAAUUGUGAAGAAAGGUGAGUUUUAUUUCUUUGUUGACGAGGCAACAAAACUGAUUCUGAAAUCAACAACAACAACCAGAGCAGGAGGGAAAUACCAAGAAACAACAGUGUCUCUGUGGGAUCUGCUCUACUCCAAAUACAUCACUGAGGAGAAGAGACGAGAGCUUGUCCAGCAGUACAAGGCUGGAACAAUCACAGUAGAAAGAUUUUUGGAGAUCAUCCUGACCAUCAUUCAACAGAAGACCAUAACAACUUCAUCUUCCUCAGUCAUCACAUGCUUACCUCCUGUAACAACAGUGGACAGCAACUCAUCUAAAACUACCAUCACUACAACAACAAUCACAGAGACCAGUCAAGUGGAAAAUUUUCAUGGAAUCAGAAAAGAUGUCUCUGCUACUGAGCUACUGGAAUCAAAAAUCAUUGAUGAGAGUCUCUACAAAGAUCUUACAGCUGGAAAAGUCACAGUGACAGAAGUCAGUGAAAUGAACUCAGUACGCAAGUACCUCGAAGGAACCAACAGCAUCGCAGGAGUGUACCUCCAGUCCACCAAAGAGACUCUGAGUAUCUAUGAAGCCAAAAGAAGAAGUCUGCUGACUCCUGGUACCUCUCUGGUUCUGCUGGAAGCCCAAGCUGCCACCGGCUUUGUCAUUGACCCAGUUAACAACAAGAAACUUUCUGUCGAGGAAGCUGUGGCUCAACAAGUGGUUGGCAGUGAAUGGAAAAACAAGCUGCUGUCAGCAGAAAGAGCAGUUACAGGAUACAAAGAUCCCUACACUGGAAGCACAAUCUCUUUGUUCCAGGCCUUGCAGAAAGAUCUCAUUGUCAAAGAUCAUGGAAUUCGUCUCCUUGAAGCCCAGAUUGCCACAGGAGGCAUCGUUGACCCAGUUCACAGUCACAGAGUCCCUGUACAGGUGGCGUACCAGAGAGGUUACUUUGAUGAAGAAAUGAACAAAAUUUUAUCUGAUGCUGAUGAUGACACCAAGGGUUUCUUUGACCCCAACACUCAGGAGAACCUCACCUAUCUCCAGUUGGUGGAGAGAUGUAUCACAGAUCCCAUCACAGGCCUCAGUUUGCUGGUCAUCGUGAAGAAAGGCGAGUUUUAUUUCUUUGUUGACGAGGCAACAAAACUGAUUCUGAAAUCAACAACAACAACCAGAGCAGGAGGGAAAUACCAAGGAACAACAGUGUCUCUGUGGGAUCUGCUCUACUCCAAAUACAUCACUGAGGAGAAGAGACGAGAGCUUGUCCAGCAGUACAAGGCUGGAACAGUCACAGUAGAAAGAUUUUUGGAGAUCAUCCUGACCAUCAUUCAACAGAAGACCAUAACAACUUCAUCUUCCUCAGUCGUCACAUGCUUACCUCCUGUAACAACAGUGGACAGCAACUCAUCUAAAACUACCAUCACUACAACAACAAUCACAGAGACCAGUCAAGUGGAAAAUUUUCAUGGAAUCAGAAAAGAUGUCUCUGCUACUGAGCUGCUGGAAUCAAAAAUCAUUGAUGAGAGUCUCUACAAAGAUCUUACAGCUGGAAAAGUCACAGUGACAGAAGUCAGUGAAAUGAACUCAGUACGCAAGUACCUCGAAGGAACCAACAGCAUCGCAGGAGUGUACCUCCAGUCCACCAAAGAGACUCUGAGUAUCUAUGAAGCCAAAAGAAGAAGUCUGCUGACUCCUGGUACCUCUCUGGUUCUGCUGGAAGCCCAAGCUGCCACCGGCUUUGUCAUCGACCCAGUUAACAACAAGAAACUUUCUGUCGAGGAAGCUGUGGCUCAACAAGUGGUUGGCAGUGAAUGGAAAAACAAGCUGCUUUCAGCAGAAAGAGCAGUUACAGGAUACAAGGAUCCCUACACUGGAAGCACAAUCUCUUUGUUCCAGGCCUUGCAGAAAGAUCUCAUUGUCAAAGAUCAUGGAAUUCGUCUCCUUGAAGCCCAGAUUGCCACAGGAGGCAUCGUCGACCCAGUUCACAGUCACAGAGUCCCUGUACAGGUGGCGUACCAGAGAGGUUACUUUGAUGAAGAAAUGAACAAAAUUUUAUCUGAUGCUGAUGAUGACACCAAGGGUUUCUUUGACCCCAACACUCAGGAGAACCUCACCUAUCUCCAGUUGGUGGAGAGAUGUAUCACAGAUCCCAUCACAGGCCUCAGUUUGCUGGUCAUCGUGAAGAAAGGCGAGUUUUAUUUCUUUGUUGACGAGGCAACAAAGCUGAUUCUGAAAUCAACAACAACAACCAGAGCAGGAGGGAAAUACCAAGGAACAACAGUGUCUCUGUGGGAUCUGCUCUACUCCAAAUACAUCACUGAGGAGAAGAGACGAGAGCUUGUCCAGCAGUACAAGGCUGGAACAAUCACAGUAGAAAGAUUUUUGGAGAUCAUCCUGACCAUCAUUCAACAGAAGACCAUAACAACUUCAUCUUCCUCAGUCGUCACAUGCUUACCUCCUGUAACAACAGUGGACAGCAACUCAUCUAAAACUACCAUCACUACAACAACAAUCACAGAGACCAGUCAAGUGGAAAAUUUUCAUGGAAUCAGAAAAGAUGUCUCUGCUACUGAGCUGCUGGAAUCAAAAAUCAUUGAUGAGAGUCUCUACAAAGAUCUUACAGCUGGAAAAGUCACAGUGACAGAAGUCAGUGAAAUGAACUCAGUACGCAAGUACCUCGAAGGAACCAACAGCAUCGCAGGAGUGUACCUCCAGUCCACCAAAGAGACUCUGAGUAUCUAUGAAGCCAAAAGAAGAAGUCUGCUGACUCCUGGUACCUCUCUGGUUCUGCUGGAAGCCCAAGCUGCCACCGGCUUUGUCAUCGACCCAGUUAACAACAAGAAACUUUCUGUCGAGGAAGCUGUGGCUCAACAAGUGGUUGGCAGUGAAUGGAAAAACAAGCUGCUUUCAGCAGAAAGAGCAGUUACAGGAUACAAGGAUCCCUACACUGGCAGCACAAUCUCUUUGUUCCAGGCCUUGCAGAAAGAUCUCAUUGUCAAAGAUCAUGGAAUUCGUCUCCUUGAAGCCCAGAUUGCCACAGGAGGCAUCGUCGACCCAGUUCACAGUCACAGAGUCCCUGUACAGGUGGCGUACCAGAGAGGUUACUUUGAUGAAGAAAUGAACAAAAUUUUAUCUGAUGCUGAUGAUGACACCAAGGGUUUCUUUGACCCCAACACUCAGGAGAACCUCACCUAUCUCCAGUUGGUGGAGAGAUGUAUCACAGAUCCCAUCACAGGCCUCAGUUUGCUGGUCAUCGUGAAGAAAGGCGAGUUUUAUUUCUUUGUUGACGAGGCAACAAAACUGUUUCUGAAAUCAACAACAACAACCAGAGCAGGAGGGAAAUACCAAGGAACAACAGUGUCUCUGUGGGAUCUGCUCUACUCCAAAUACAUCACUGAGGAGAAGAGACGAGAGCUUGUCCAGCAGUACAAGGCUGGAACAAUCACAGUAGAAAGAUUUUUGGAGAUCAUCCUGACCAUCAUUCAACAGAAGACCAUAACAACUUCAUCUUCCUCAGUCAUCACAUGCUUACCUCCUGUAACAACAGUGGACAGCAACUCAUCUAAAACUACCAUCACUACAACAAUCACAGAGACCAGUCAAGUGGAAAAUUUUCAUGGAAUCAGAAAAGAUGUCUCUGCUACUGAGCUGCUGGAAUCAAAAAUCAUUGAUGAGAGUCUCUACAAAGAUCUUACAGCUGGAAAAGUCACAGUGACAGAAGUCAGUGAAAUGAACUCAGUACGCAAGUACCUCGAAGGAACCAACAGCAUCGCAGGAGUGUACCUCCAGUCCACCAAAGAGACUCUGAGUAUCUAUGAAGCCAAAAGAAGAAGUCUGCUGACUCCUGGUACCUCUCUGGUUCUGCUGGAAGCCCAAGCUGCCACCGGCUUUGUCAUCGACCCAGUUAACAACAAGAAACUUUCCGUCGAGGAAGCUGUGGCUCAACAAGUGGUUGGCAGUGAAUGGAAAAACAAGCUGCUUUCAGCAGAAAGAGCAGUUACAGGAUACAAGGAUCCCUACACUGGAAGCACAAUCUCUUUGUUCCAGGCCUUGCAGAAAGAUCUCAUUGUCAAAGAUCAUGGAAUUCGUCUCCUUGAAGCCCAGAUUGCCACAGGAGGCAUCGUUGACCCAGUUCACAGUCACAGAGUCCCUGUACAGGUGGCGUACCAGAGAGGUUACUUUGAUGAAGAAAUGAACAAAAUUUUAUCUGAUGCUGAUGAUGACACCAAGGGUUUCUUUGACCCCAACACUCAGGAGAACCUCACCUAUCUCCAGUUGGUGGAGAGAUGUAUCACAGAUCCCAUCACAGGCCUCAGUUUGCUGGUUAUCGUGAAGAAAGGCGAGUUUUAUUUCUUUGUUGACGAGGCAACAAAACUGUUUCUGAAAUCAACAACAACAACCAGAGCAGAAGGGAAAUACCAAGGAACAACAGUGUCUCUGUGGGAUCUGCUCUACUCCAAAUACAUCACUGAGGAGAAGAGACGAGAGCUUGUCCAGCAGUACAAGGCUGGAACAAUCACAGUAGAAAGAUUUUUGGAGAUCAUCCUGACCAUCAUUCAACAGAAGACCAUAACAACUUCAUCUUCCUCAGUCGUCACAUGCUUACCUCCUGUAACAACAGUGGACAGCAACUCAUCUAAAACUACCAUCACUACAACAACAAUCACAGAGACCAGUCAAGUGGAAAAUUUUCAUGGAAUCAGAAAAGAUGUCUCUGCUACUGAGCUGCUGGAAUCAAAAAUCAUUGAUGAGAGUCUCUACAAAGAUCUUACAGCUGGAAAAGUCACAGUGACAGAAGUCAGUGAAAUGAACUCAGUACGCAAGUACCUCGAAGGAACCAACAGCAUCGCAGGAGUGUACCUCCAGUCCACCAAAGAGACUCUGAGUAUCUAUGAAGCCAAAAGAAGAAGUCUGCUGACUCCUGGUACCUCUCUGGUUCUGCUGGAAGCCCAAGCUGCCACCGGCUUUGUCAUUGACCCAGUUAACAACAAGAAACUUUCUGUCGAGGAAGCUGUGGCUCAACAAGUGGUUGGCAGUGAAUGGAAAAACAAGCUGCUUUCAGCAGAAAGAGCAGUUACAGGAUACAAGGAUCCCUACACUGGAAGCACAAUCUCUUUGUUCCAGGCCUUGCAGAAAGAUCUCAUUGUCAAAGAUCAUGGAAUUCGUCUCCUUGAAGCCCAGAUUGCCACAGGAGGCAUCGUUGACCCAGUUCACAGUCACAGAGUCCCUGUACAGGUGGCGUACCAGAGAGGUUACUUUGAUGAAGAAAUGAACAAAAUUUUAUCUGAUGCUGAUGAUGACACCAAGGGUUUCUUUGACCCCAACACUCAGGAGAACCUCACCUAUCUCCAGUUGGUGGAGAGAUGUAUCACAGAUCCCAUCACAGGCCUCAGUUUGCUGGUUAUCGUGAAGAAAGGCGAGUUUUAUUUCUUUGUUGACGAGGCAACAAAACUGUUUCUGAAAUCAACAACAACAACCAGAGCAGAAGGGAAAUACCAAGGAACAACAGUGUCUCUGUGGGAUCUGCUCUACUCCAAAUACAUCACUGAGGAGAAGAGACGAGAGCUUGUCCAGCAGUACAAGGCUGGAACAAUCACAGUAGAAAGAUUUUUGGAGAUCAUCCUGACCAUCAUUCAACAGAAGACCGUAACAACUUCAUCUUCCUCAGUCGUCACAUGCUUACCUCCUGUAACAACAGUGGACAGCAACUCAUCUAAAACUACCAUCACUACAACAACAAUCACAGAGACCAGUCAAGUGGAAAAUUUUCAUGGAAUCAGAAAAGAUGUCUCUGCUACUGAGCUGCUGGAAUCAAAAAUCAUUGAUGAGAGUCUCUACAAAGAUCUUACAGCUGGAAAAGUCACAGUGACAGAAGUCAGUGAAAUGAACUCAGUACGCAAGUACCUCGAAGGAACCAACAGCAUCGCAGGAGUGUACCUCCAGUCCACCAAAGAGACUCUGAGUAUCUAUGAAGCCAAAAGAAGAAGUCUGCUGACUCCUGGUACCUCUCUGGUUCUGCUGGAAGCCCAAGCUGCCACCGGCUUUGUCAUUGACCCAGUUAACAACAAGAAACUUUCUGUCGAGGAAGCUGUGGCUCAACAAGUGGUUGGCAGUGAAUGGAAAAACAAGCUGCUUUCAGCAGAAAGAGCAGUUACAGGAUACAAAGAUCCCUACACUGGAAGCACAAUCUCUUUGUUCCAGGCCUUGCAGAAAGAUCUCAUUGUCAAAGAUCAUGGAAUUCGUCUCCUUGAAGCCCAGAUUGCCACAGGAGGCAUCGUUGACCCAGUUCACAGUCACAGAGUCCCUGUACAGGUGGCGUACCAGAGAGGUUACUUUGAUGAAGAAAUGAACAAAAUUUUAUCUGAUGCUGAUGAUGACACCAAGGGUUUCUUUGACCCCAACACUCAGGAGAACCUCACCUAUCUCCAGUUGGUGGAGAGAUGUAUCACAGAUCCCAUCACAGGCCUCAGCUUACUCCCAUUGCGCAAAUGAAGUUCCUUUUACUGUAAUUACCACCGUUUUACAGUUUGUGCUUUUUUCACUUUUGUUACAAAAUGUUUUUCUAAGUUCUUAAAGAAAUCUGGAGGGACAAAUUCAUAUUGUCAGCUUCUCAUCGCUGCACAGUGAGCAACAAAUGAAUUAUGGCAAAGUUUUACCUUACCUUAUUCUGAUCUUCUUUGAGUACACAGUUUGUAUGGUAUACUUGUUUUUCCUGGUUUGAUGUUAUUUCAUGUUAUUGUAGAAUCUGGAUUUGGUUGUUUUUACAGCGUAACUGUAACCGGAUUGGCUUCAGCUGAAUCUGCUCCUAACUCUCUUUUAGAGGCCGGAUGGAUGAAGGUUUUAUUUUUGGGCUAAAGGCCUUUCUUACUGAAAUCUGUUGUUUCUUAACUAAGUCAAAUAUGAAUAUCAAUUUCUUGGGCCUUGGUUGACCAUUGCUGGAACAGUCAAGUUUUUUUUUUUUUCACAUUCUUUUUGCUCUGUCACGUGGGCUAAUAAAAAUGUGAGAUGAAUAGUUA
This is a messenger RNA of Amphiprion ocellaris (clown anemonefish), 12799 nucleotides long. RefSeq names its product epiplakin 1 (gene eppk1). Lineage: Eukaryota; Metazoa; Chordata; Actinopteri; Pomacentridae. The record is from RefSeq and is a predicted model, not a curated record. Bases 549 to 12275 code for a protein of 3908 amino acids. Gene Ontology annotation, biological process: wound healing; intermediate filament bundle assembly. Gene Ontology annotation, cellular component: cytoskeleton; cytoplasm; keratin filament. The transcript is spliced from 4 exons. Gene Ontology annotation, molecular function: keratin filament binding; structural molecule activity.